Phycomyces blakesleeanus NRRL 1555(-) is the source of this 1569-nucleotide messenger RNA. RefSeq lists its product as hypothetical. The record is from RefSeq and is a predicted model, not a curated record. The transcript has 5 exons. Lineage: Eukaryota; Fungi; Mucoromycota; Mucoromycetes; Mucorales; Phycomycetaceae. Bases 1 to 1569 code for a protein of 522 amino acids.
AUGUAUAUCAAUCUAACUAUAGCAGACAGGUUUACUGGUAGUUUCUGGCAAAAAUAUUGUUCAAAAUCUGGAAAACUGGAAAACAGUGAAGAUGUUGAAAUGAAUUCUGAGCUUAGAAACCUAAAUGAUACAAAUGACAUUUUGGAUAUACGGACAAGAAACCAACCUUUCUCUGAAACGGAUUGUGUGUUUGGCCCUGAAGAUAAUGUCCAGUAUACAAGUGACACUUACGAAGAAGAAGAAGAAUAUGAAGAUGAAUCCGAUGUUGAGAUGGACAAUGAUGAAGAUUCUUCAUUGGAAUCAAUCUCGGAAUUGAAUUUGAUUCACCAAUUCAUUGUUGUUUCGGUUGCUCUUUUUGUCUCACUAUACGUUGUGGAUGAAGGAGCUGUAAUCCUGAUUGACAUAAUCAACAAGAUCCUGCAGUUUUUGUUUGACCUAUUCCGCCUUCCCAUGAGUGUUGCUGACCUCAAACGUUUGGCCGGAUUUGAAGCGUUGACAAGUGGUGUCAAGAAGUAUGUUGCAUGUAGCGAAUGUCAUGCCAUAUAUGAUAAUGAAGCCUCCCCUUUGUGUUGUACAUCACCCAAUUUUGGCACUGCCAAAAGAAUGCUGGAGAGAUGCAUUGUGGAUGGAUUAAUCGACGAUAAAAAACUCGUUGCCAUGCAAAAGGCUGUUGAGAAGGUAGUGUUGCCGCCCAAUUACACGUCACUUGGGACAAAGAUUGUCAAGGAAUUUCCCUAUAUGAAGGCUGAUGAGUGGAAGUCUUGGUGCCUUGUGUACUCUCCUGUGAUUCUAAGGGAUGUGUUGCCGUUGCCAGAGUUCAAGAACUCGAUAGAGUUUGUUAACGCAUGCAGAUACUUCACCAAGCCUAAUGUUUCUGAAGAAGACAUUGAGAAAGGACACAAAUGCUUAGAAGAAUUCUGUAAAGGGUGUGAGACAUUGUACGACCUGGACCUUCUCUCUCCCAAUAUGCACCUGCAUCUGCACUUAUGCCAAACAAUGAUUGACUUUGGGCCCGUCUAUGGCUAUUGGCUUUUCAGCUUUGAAAGGUACAAUAGUGUCCUGAAAAAUAUCAAAACCAAUCGAAGAAACGGGUUCGAAUCAACAUUUAUGAGACAGUUCAUUGAAGAGUUGUGGAAGGGAGAUUUUGUUCGUCGACUUCUGAAACCUAUGCAUGCACUUGCAUGUUUUGAAAUUUUUGAUAAGUUCACCACCAACAACAACAACACCAACAUCAACACCAACACCAACCUCUCUCACUCUUUCUCAAUUUCCAAAUAUCUAGAAGCUUCACAGAAUCUUUCAAUGACAAUUCGUGGAAACAAGCCCCUACCACCAUCCGCCUUGCCAUUGAAAACAAGACCAUUAUCAUUUAUGCCAAAACAUGAAUAUGAUUGUCUUGUAGGAUACUAUCAAGCUGCAUACAAGAAUCCACAGAUCUCAGGUUGCAAAGAUGUAAUUGAUGACUCACCUUUUGUCAAUGACUGUAUCAAAAUGGUGAAGUCCGUUGAUCUUCUUGGGCAAAGCUACAAAGGGUGCAUUGGCAUGAAUGGCUGCGGAUCAUACAUAUAA